This is a messenger RNA of Giardia duodenalis, 1494 nucleotides long. RefSeq names its product Kinase, NEK. The transcript has a single exon. Gene Ontology annotation, biological process: protein phosphorylation. Lineage: Eukaryota; Fornicata; Diplomonadida; Hexamitidae. Bases 1 to 1494 code for a protein of 497 amino acids. The record is from RefSeq and is a predicted model, not a curated record. Gene Ontology annotation, molecular function: protein binding; protein kinase activity; ATP binding.
AUGGCUGUUGACACAACAGGGGGCCGCGUCAGGCGCAAGUCUCUGGUUUCCUGCGACUUCUUUGAGAAGGUUUAUGCAGCUACUGAUGACCAGAGGCGCGAUCUUCUCAUACGGGAGGUGGACUUCUCUAGCAUGCCUAAGUCUGGCGCUCAGCGCAUCUUGGCCGCCUAUUCUCUGCUUUCCAAGCUCUCAAGCCCUGGCCUGGUUGGGUGCACCAUUGUCAAGACUACUCCCAGCUCGCUUGUUGCAGAGCUUGAUAUCACGGGCGCCACUACUCUUGCGUCCUAUAUCCGCCACAGGACUGUCUUGGGUGACCGUCUUCCAGAAGAGCAGAUUUUACGCAUCACUUACCAAAUUGCCGCCGUUCUUUCCUUCCUCAGCUCCGGUCUGAUCUCCAUCGGAAACGCUCCCGUACGCUUGGCCUGCCUCUCUCUUAGCCCACAGACUAUUUACAUCCAUGGCGGGUCCACUAUCAUGCUUGGCGACUUCUCCUCAUCGUCAAUCCACGGCUCACGCAUCAGUGGUCCCCUUCCCCCUGAGCGUUGCUAUCUUUCCCCUGAAGUUUGGGCAGAUCGCAUCUCUAGCCCAUGCGUUGACAUGUGGUCGUUGGGAUGUAUCGUUUACGAGCUCUGCACAGGAGUGCCGCCCCCGCUGCUCUCUGUAGAGAGUGCUGGCCUCAACGCUGCGAUCAAGCAAUACACGGCCUCCAUUCUGGCGGACAUCAGCAAAACCCCCUACAGCAAGGGGAUCAGCGCUCUUGUGGAAGGCCUCCUCGCCCCAGCCUCUGCCCGUCUUUCAGCCAGCGCGGUGAUGGAGCAUGAAGCCAUGCGUGCCAUCCACCAAAGCAAAGAAUACGCGCAUCUAUCUCAUAGAAGCCCUCUUCAACUCCCAAACUCUGGCGCGUUGGCGUCUACUUAUUCAUCUCCAGUUCCUGUUCUUUUGUGUAUGCGGCAGACGACCGCGCCCACCACUUCAGCUACCUCCUCGCAGAAGAUAAGCGUCAAGAUUUCCGCACCAUCCUCGAGGGCCCCGUCUGAGCUGCAGUCACCCAAGAAGACUAGGCACGCUGCCAGGAGCGUUCCUCCUCGUGAUAGCCCUGUGAAGUCUUCGCAGGCACUGUCAAAUUGGGGCUAUGGGAAGGCCCUCUCUAAUCUCAUGCAGGCUGCGAAGCGUGGUGACUGCGAUGCUGCGCGCGCCCAUCUGCAAGACAUCAGGCGGACCUCGACGACAGGUACCACCGCGCUGAUGAUCGCAGCCUUCAAGGGCCAUCUUCCGGUUGUUACGCUUUUGCUGAACCACGAGAAGGGAAUGCGGGAUGCACGAGGACGGAAUGCGCUCCAAUACGCGGUUCGUGCGGGGCAGCCAGAGUGUGUCAAGGCACUGCUCGAGGCCGAGUUCGACGAGCUCGACGUGGGUAUGCUGCACGCGGCGAUGCAGGCCAGCGGGGCUCCGGCCGUCGUCGCGCUGAUCCAGGCGGCGUGCCGGAGGAAGUAA